AUGGUACCUAAUAAAGCCAUAAAGGCACUUGUCGGUAAUACUUUUGUUUCUUGUCACAUUACCAACUUGUACCACUUCGUCUUUGAUUCACAGAGUACACGGCCAUACUCAUGUCAGUUUUUGAUGGGGAAUUGUCUUCCUAAAGAGAUUACUACAGACAUACUAUCUCGUUUACCCAAUGAGUCACUCUGGGAAUGCAAGUUAGUAUGCAAACCUUGGCGAGAUCUAAUUGUUUCUGAUCCAUCUUUCACUCAUAUGCAUAUACAGCAUCGUCAGCGUGGGACUUGCAAUAAACAUGAUUCUUCUGCAGGACAAUGUGUAAAAAGAUUGUACUAUGCGGAAUUCAAUAAAAGUAAUGAAAAAUUUGUUAGAGUUAAAGAUCUUGAUUUAACGCAUAGAGAAGCAGAUAAUGGUAUUGAUUAUGAUACACUACCUAAUGACCGGUGGGGUCCAGAACCGUGGGAAAUACCGUUUGGUGAAGAAAUAGAACAUUAUGAAGAAAUUGUUGGCUCAUGUAAUGGGUUAGUUUGCAUUACGUUGUCUUACAAUAUCAAAGAGGAAUUAUUCUAUAAACCUUUGUACGUGUGUAAUCCCAUGACGAGAGAAUGUGUUGUUCUUCCGAAGAUAAUUGUUCCAACUGAAUCUGACGAUGAACCAUGUUAUAGUGAUGAUGAGGUUGAGUUAUGGCAUGGUGAUUUUAAUGAUGGAUUCGGUUACAGUCCUUCGACGAAUGAGUACAAGGUUGUUAGAAUUUACUAUGAUGAGGUAUAUGUGUACACUCUUGGGGAUGGCAAGGGGUGGAGACAUAUUGGAACUAAAGAAUACAAAUCUGGCGCAGGGGAGUAUGUACAUCGAGCAUAUAACUGGUUAGACAAGGAUCGGAAUUUAGUGUCGUUUGAUUUAGAAGAUGAAAAGUUUGGAGUGCUCCCUUCACCACCUUGCUUCCGUGAUUGGGAUGACUAUUCCUAUGAAUUAAGAGAAGAUGGAGAAUGUUUGAGCAUAGUCCACAGAAACCAAAGAUAUGUCUAUGACAUAUGGUUACUGAAGAAAAAGGAGCUUGAGAAGAAUGAAACGAAUAAGGAUGAGCAAGACUACCAACAGUCAUCAUGGAGUUGGAUGAAAGGAUUUACUCUUUACGAUGACCGUGAUGUCUCGCUGAAGUCAAACCACAAAAAACCCAAACCAUUUGCAAUUACGAAGGAUAGUGAAGUUCUAUUCCACGAUGAUAGGUUUUUCUAUCGCCAUGACCUGAAUACUAGAACAUCAUAUCCUCUCGUGGUUUUAAGAAGCGCUCCGGCGUUAGGAGAAAGAGAUACAAAAACGCUGACCCAAGAUAAGAUUAUAGUUCAAAAGUGCUUAGUUCCCGAGCUAACGUAUAACAUACUGGAGGAUGAGACAAAGAAAAGGAAGGAAAGAACAGAGGGGCAUCAAUGUUGGCGUUGGCCGGAUGUCCCUGGGUGA
Molecule: messenger RNA, 1461 nt
Organism: Papaver somniferum (opium poppy)
Lineage: Eukaryota; Viridiplantae; Streptophyta; Magnoliopsida; Ranunculales; Papaveraceae
Product: F-box protein At3g07870-like
Exons: 4
Coding region: 1-1461 (486 amino acids)
Molecular function (GO): protein binding
Source: RefSeq, a predicted model, not a curated record